Messenger RNA from Lentinula edodes (shiitake mushroom), 687 nucleotides. RefSeq lists its product as uncharacterized. Gene Ontology annotation, cellular component: mitochondrion. NCBI's taxonomy places the organism in Eukaryota, Fungi, Basidiomycota, Agaricomycetes, Agaricales, Omphalotaceae. Gene Ontology annotation, molecular function: acetylpyruvate hydrolase activity. The record is from RefSeq and is a predicted model, not a curated record. The coding region runs from base 1 to 687 and encodes 228 amino acids. The transcript has 7 exons.
AUGGCUGCUAUCUCCUCAUUUGCUAGGCAUGGGAAAAAGAUCGUAGCUAUCGGCAGAAAUUAUGCCGAGCAUAUCAAGGAACUAUCGAAUACGACACCCAAAGAGCCGUUCUUCUUCCUCAAGCCCACAACCACUUAUUUACCGUCCGGAGGCAAAGUUGAAAUCCCAAACGGAAUACUUUGCCAUCACGAAGUGGAACUUGGACUUGUAAUUGGCAAACGCGGUCGAGAUAUAUCUCAAGCCAACGCAGACGCUCAUAUCGCUGGUUAUGCUUUAGCGGUUGAUAUGACGGCACGAAAUCUCCAAGAGCAGGUGAAGAGUAAAGGACUACCGUGGAGUGCUGCGAAAGGUUUCGAUACUUUCACGCCUAUAGGAUCAUUUAUCCCAAAGUCAGACGUCAAGGACCCUCAUGAUUUGAGACUCUGGCUAAAGAUUAACGGUGCUUUCAAACAGAACGGUACUACUUCAGACAUGAUAUUCCGGAUCCCAAGACUCAUCGAGCAUAUUUCAUCGAUCAUGACACUGGAGGAAGGGGAUUUAGUUUUGACAGGAACUCCUGCGGGUGUGGGUCCGAUCAGCGCUGGAGAUGAGGUGGAGUGUGCACUUUCUGACGGUACAGGAAAGAAUCUGGCGAAGCUUAUUUUCGGCGUUGUGGAUCGGGAAGGAGGGUACCAGUUUAAGGCCUAA